AUGACUCAGAAAUACAAGAAUAGAAUUAUAAAUAUUCACUCUCUCUUUCUCUCCUUCUCUAUUUCUCUCUCUUUCUCUGACUCUCUCUUUCUUACCAUCCCUCUCUUUCCCCCUCCCUCUAUCCCUCUCCCUUUCUCUCCCUCUCUCUUAUUUCCUCCAGCCUAUUUAUCUUUCGAGACCUUUUUUGCUUAUAUUUGUUUUCCGUGUCCUCUCUUCUAUGGAAUUUUUUUCUCUUGCCUUUCGCUCUCCCUUUUCCACUUGCCUUGCGAUUUAUUUUCCAAAUUCCCUCUUCGAUUAUUUCUUUUUUUUUUGUCAGUCAGACUUGAAACCACCCCAAAUAGGACGAAUUUUCUUUCUCUCUCUCUUGCUCGCUCUCUCACUACCUCUUUCUCACUCACUCAAACCCUUUCUCUUUCUCUCCCUCUUUCUCUCUCUCCCUCUUUUUCUCUCUUCCUCUCUUUCUCUCCCUCUUUCUCUCUCUUUCUGUCUCCCUCUCUCUCUUUAUCUCCCUCUUUCUCUCUCUCUCUUCCUCUCCCUCUCUACCUACCCCUCUUUCUCUCCUUCUCUUUCUCUCUCACCCCCCCCGACUCUCUCUCCAUAUAUAUAUAUCUUCUUCUUUUUCUAUUUUUCUCUCUCUAUUUCUCUAUUUUUCCCUCUCUAUUUCUCUAUUUUUCCCUCUCUAUUUCUCUAUUUUUCCCUCUCUAUCUCUCUAUUUUUCCCUCUCUAUCUCUCUAUUUUUCCCUCUCUAUCUCUCUAUUUUUCCCUCUCUAUCUCUCUAUUUUUCCCUCUCUAUUUCUCUAUUUUUCCCUCUCUAUUUCUCUCACAUCAUCUCUUUAUCUUUACACCACAAACAAAUCUUUCAUUCUUUCUUUGUUUCUUUUUCCCUUUCACGAUGUUUCUUUCCUUUCGUUCUUUCUGGCAAUUGAAUUUCUUUUGAAUUUUCUUUUUUUUCUUUUUCUCUCUUUUGAUUUGGAUUUAUUUUUUUUCAUGAUAUCAUUUUGCUUUCAUUUUCGUGCUUUUUUUUCUUCUUCCCCUCUUCACAAUCUGUAUUCACUUUCUUUAUUUUCAUUUAAUUACUUCCUUCGUCAUUUCUUACUUUUUGUUUUAUACGUUUUAUUUCUCUCCCACUCAUUUUCAUCCUCUCUCUCUCUCUCUCUCCCUCUCUCUCUCUCUCUUUCUCUUAAUCUGAUUAUUCUGCCCUCCUUCUUUUUUCCCCCCUCCUUCUCCUCGGCGACCACCGAAAUCUCCAUCUCGUCGGAUUAUCAUUACACCCCCUCUCCCCACCCCACCUCACUCACUCUUUAUCUAUCUAUCUCACCGAAGUAUCAUUUGCAUAUAUAUCAUCGAUCUUUUUUUUCUUUCUAUUUUAUGUUCCUUUAUCAUUUUCAGUUGAAUUCUCUCUCUCCUUUCGGCCUUUCGUUAUCAGACUACCAGGAAACUUCAUUCGAUUUCAUGUUCCUAAUUGCCUAA
Molecule: messenger RNA, 1470 nt
Organism: Acanthosepion pharaonis
Lineage: Eukaryota; Metazoa; Mollusca; Cephalopoda; Sepiida; Sepiidae
Source: the annotation of a GenBank genome assembly